GGCCCCUAGGGCGUGAGUUCAGGCUCCCCAGGCCGCUGAGUGGGUGUUUAAGACCGAAAGGCUUUGGGGCUUGGCUCCAGGACAGGACGGGGCCGAAUCCAGCCCCAGCGGGCGGUGGGUGUGGGCUGCGACUUCGCGCGCCUUCUAGGGUCUGCGCCCAGGGCCACGCCUCUCCGGAACCCACUUGCUCCCUCCGCACGCACCCGGGAGGCUGCGGAGGCCUGGUUGCCCUGGAGACGGCGGUCUUCCUCGCGGGACGUUCUAGCCCCGGGUCUCGUUGGCUGUCGGCUCUCUGGCCCCGGGUGGGUGCUCUUUAUGGUCGCGGCCUCCGGAAGGGGAUCGGCUUCGCAGUGCGGGAAGAGGUGCUAAGGGCGACACAGGAUGCGGUUCCUGGGCGCGGGUCCGGCCUCGGUGGCCUCGCUGGCGCUGUUCUGGUUGCUGGGCCUGCCGUGGACCUGGAGCACAGUGGCGGCGUUCGGCGUCUACGUGGGCAGCGGCGGCUGGCGCUUCCUGCGCAUCGUCUGCCUGACGGCCAGGCGUGACCUCUUCGGCCUCUCGGUUCUGAUCCGCGUGCGCCUGGAGCUGCGGCGGCACCGGCGCUCGGGCCACACCAUCCCGGCCAUCUUCCAGGAGGUGGCGCGGCGGCAGCCCGAGCGCCUGGCGCUGGUGGACGCGGGCAACGGCGUGUGCUGGACCUUCGCGCAGCUGGACGCCUACUCCGGCGCCGUGGCCGAGCUCUUCCGCCGGCUGGGCUUCGCGCCGGGCGACGUGGUGGCCGUCUUCCUGGAGGGCCGGCCUGAGUUCGUGGGGCUGUGGCUGGGCCUGGCCAAGGCGGGCGUGGUGGCCGCACUGCUCAACGUCAACCUGCGCCGCGAGCCCCUGGCCUUCUGCCUGGGCACCUCGGGGGCCAAGGCGCUCGUCUACGGCGCGGAGAUGUCAGCGGCGGUGGCCGAGGUGAGCGCGCAGCUGGGGAAGAGCCUGCUGAAGUUCUGCACCGGAGCCCUGGGGCCGGACAGCCUGCUGCCCGACAGCCAGCUGCUGGAUGCCAUGCUGAAGGAGGCCUGCCCCGCACCCCUGGCCCCGGCCCCGGGCAAGGGCAUGGACGAUCGCCUCUUCUACAUCUACACGUCGGGGACCACGGGGCUGCCCAAGGCCGCCAUUGUGGUGCACAGCAGGUACUACCGCAUCGCAGCCUUCGGCCACCACUCCUACAGCAUGCGCCAGGCGGAUGUGCUGUAUGACUGCCUGCCCUUGUACCACUCGGCAGGCAACAUCAUGGGCGUGGGGCAGUGCAUCAUCUACGGGCUCACGGUGGUGCUGCGCAAGAAGUUCUCCGCCAGCCGCUUCUGGGAGGACUGCGUCAAGUACAACUGCACGGUGGUGCAGUACAUCGGCGAGAUCUGCCGCUACCUGCUGCGGCAGCCGGUGCGCGAGGCCGAGGGGCGGCACCAGGUGCGCUUGGCCAUGGGCAACGGGCUGCGCCCUGCCAUCUGGGAGGAGUUCGCACGGCGCUUCGGGGUGCAGCAGAUCGGGGAGUUCUACGGCGCCACGGAGUGCAACUGCAGCAUCGCCAACAUGGACGGCAAGGUCGGCUCCUGCGGCUUCAACAGCCGCAUCCUGACGCACGUGUACCCCAUCCGGCUGGUGAAGGUCAACGAGGACACCAUGGAGCUGCUGCGCGACGCGCGCGGCCUCUGCAUCCCGUGCCAGCCCGGGGAGCCCGGCCUCCUCGUGGGCCAGAUCAACCAGCAGGACCCGCUGCGCCGCUUCGACGGCUACGUGAGUGAGAGCGCCACGAGCAAGAAGAUCGCGCACAGCGUCUUCCGCAAGGGCGACAGCGCCUACCUCUCAGGCGACGUGCUGGUGAUGGAUGAGCUGGGCUACAUGUACUUCCGCGACCGCAGCGGGGACACCUUCCGCUGGCGUGGGGAGAACGUGUCCGCCACCGAGGUGGAAGGCGUGCUGAGCCGCCUGCUGGGCCAGCUGGACGUGGCCGUGUACGGCGUGGCCGUGCCAGGAGUGGAGGGCCGAGCGGGCAUGGCAGCCAUCGCGGACCCCCACGGCCAGCUGGACCCCAACUGCAUGUACCAGGAGCUGCAGAAGGUGCUGGCGCCCUACGCGCGGCCCAUUUUCCUGCGUCUGCUGCCGCAGGUGGACACCACAGGCACCUUCAAGAUCCAGAAGACCCGGCUGCAGCGCGAGGGCUUCGACCUGCGCCAGACCUCGGACCGGCUGUUCUUCCUGGACCUGAAGCAGGGCCAUUACCUGCCGCUGGACGAGGCGGUGCACGCGCAGAUCUGCUCGGGCGCCUUCGCGCUCUGACCUGCGAGAACGACCAAGGCGCGUGCGCGGACCGCUGACGGCGAACAGAGCCGCCCCCCCCCCAACGGCUGGAGUGCGCGUGCGUGGGCCGCCUGGUCUGGGCGUGAGCGGGGCUUGACCGUGGCUCCCCACCUGCCCUGCAGCGGACUGGGACCCGAACGCCGCCGCGCCUCCCACCGGGUCGCGGCCCCCGUCUCCCCGUCCCCUCUCUCCCUCAUGAUCCUGGUGGGUGGGUGGCUCCCUCGGCCUGGACUGGCCCGGCCUCCCCGCUGUGCCUUAGGAACCCCGCUCCGGCCCUCGCGCAGGCUGCAGUAGCUGCGCGCCGAGCACCCUGCGCCCUGGACACGAAGCACCGCGCCCCGCCCCGCCCCGGCCGCGCUCCCGGUCCUGCGCUGUCCCUGCGGGGGUCUGGGGGCCUCCAGCUGCGCCCGGCCGACUGCUUCGGUCCGGGUCCGGUCCGCGUUCGGCGGGGUCGCUCCAGGGAGCGCCGAGUGCUCGUCCUUGUCGUGCGCCCCCUGGCGGCCGCCACGUGACUCGCGGGCUUUCCCGGUCGGUGUCGCCAGCGGCCUGCUCGGCGUUUGACACCGCGGGGUUUUUGUCCCGCUUGGUUGUAAGAAAUAAACCCGCAGGGCCUCUGGCA
Messenger RNA from Heterocephalus glaber (naked mole-rat), 2962 nucleotides. It is a transcript of the gene Slc27a1, whose product is annotated as solute carrier family 27 member 1. Gene Ontology annotation, molecular function: long-chain fatty acid transmembrane transporter activity; oleoyl-CoA ligase activity. The record is from RefSeq and is a predicted model, not a curated record. Gene Ontology annotation, cellular component: plasma membrane; endoplasmic reticulum membrane; mitochondrial inner membrane. Lineage: Eukaryota; Metazoa; Chordata; Mammalia; Rodentia; Bathyergidae. Gene Ontology annotation, biological process: long-chain fatty acid metabolic process; medium-chain fatty acid transport; long-chain fatty acid import into cell.